CUCUUCCUCGCUCACUCCUAGUUGCUCUCCUUUCGCCGCAGUGCUUUCUCUUCGGUUCACGAGUAUCAUGUCAACCCUUCACUGAAACUUUGAAACGUGAUGCGUAACGGUGUGUCUACUCGGUACUGUACAUACAAACUGGAAUCGACGCUGGCUGCCACAAGCCACAUGUCCUCAUCAUCGUUGCACCUAGUCGUCACUUGGUCUGCCCAUCAUUGCGUCGUUAAAAGCGCUCAGUCCCCCUACACUGGGCUUUCCUAUUGCCCUCUUCGCUAAGAUAACUCCACGACCCCUUUGCGGAGUCAUCCUCAAGCCCGCUCUUCCGCCUUUCGUCAUACCCGCGAUCGAAAUGUCUACAAAUCAUGAUGCCAUUCCGGAGACUCCUCGUGUGAUCUCCCCUUCACCCACCCCGUCAGAUCCGAGGUCGAGCUCGCGAGACUAUUUUGGACCCACCACUCGCUCUGCUGCGCGUCGACAACGACUGGGGGACGUGAAGGAGGACCUUAAUGACGACGCGGAUGCGACUUUGAAGCGCUCUCGGGCUCGUUCGCGGAGCCCUCCCAGCCCUGAAUCAGCACGGAAACGCAAGCGCAAGUCUAAUCCUAAAUUACCGACUGCUGGCAAAGCCAAGUCAUCCACUACAAACGGUCACACCACACCGAACAAUGGGUAUUUGUCGCCAUUAAUCAAGCCCGGUGGGGCUUGGGAUACCAUUUCUCGGUCACCCUCUCCUCUCGGACUUAUCCCUCUUCACAGUCGAUAUCGCAGCUUCAUUCACCGACAUGAAAUCCCGCGCAAGCUUUUACACGUCUCCAUUGGCUUCCUCACGCUACACCUGUAUACCCGAGGCAUCCAGCCGCUUCAAAUCACUCCGUGGCUUUUUGGCGCUCUCGUUCCGAUAGCUUCUGUUGAUAUCAUCCGUCAUCGUUCGGAGACAGUCAACAAGCUUUACAUUCGCUGUGUGGGCGCACUGAUGCGCGAGACAGAGGUUUCCGGGUACAAUGGUGUUAUCUGGUACCUGCUGGGCGCAUAUGCCGUCUUGCGCUUCCUUCCGAAGGAUGUUGGUGUCAUGAGCGUGCUGCUACUUAGCUGGUGUGACACUGCUGCCUCUACUUUCGGCCGUCUCUAUGGCCGACAUACCCCUCAGCUCCGCAAAGGCAAGAGCUUGGCGGGAACACUGAGUGCCUGGCUUGUCGGUGUCAUCACUGCUGCCGCGUUCUGGGGCUUUUUCGUCCCCUAUAUCGGAACCUUUCCCAACGAUCCCGAGGGCUCUUUCAUGUACACCGGACGCCUUAAUCUAAUACCUGGUCCUGUCAAGAAUCUCCUCGGCUGGACUGCAGACACUUCCAGUGCCGUACUGUCGGGCCCCCUGGCGCUCGGAGUUAUGAGCGUUGUCUCGGGUCUGGUGGCAGCUGGCAGCGAGUUCAUUGACUUGUUUGGCUGGGAUGACAACUUGACAAUUCCUGUUCUUAGCGGUGUUGGCCUGUGGGGCUUCCUGAAGAUGUUCGGUUAAGACAAUUAGAUUUCAAGUUCCCAGUCCAUUUGGCGUUGGCUGUAUUACUCCUUCCCUGUUUACUAUUCUUACUAUAUUCGUGAGAGUCUCCCACUCCAUGACCCUCCGUUCCCCUGUUCUUAUGAUGCGCAGAUAUCUACGCAUCUUUACCUGCUGUUCUUAUCAUCACACCUCGCUAAAUACCCUACAUACUCUUAUUAUUCUCCUAUGUUCCAUUCCAGCAGUAAUUUCACCCAUGAACAUAGCAGCCAUGGAACAAGAACUGACCGAUAUGGAUUGGACUGCUUCGUGAUGGAUAGAUCUUGGACUUUGUGAUACCUCAAAUCCAUAUUCAUCAACCUCUUAA
Aspergillus saccharolyticus JOP 1030-1 is the source of this 1859-nucleotide messenger RNA. RefSeq names its product diacylglycerol/polyprenol kinase family protein. Bases 350 to 1513 code for a protein of 387 amino acids. Gene Ontology annotation, biological process: phosphatidic acid biosynthetic process. Lineage: Eukaryota; Fungi; Ascomycota; Eurotiomycetes; Eurotiales; Aspergillaceae. Gene Ontology annotation, molecular function: ATP-dependent diacylglycerol kinase activity. The transcript has a single exon. The record is from RefSeq and is a predicted model, not a curated record. Gene Ontology annotation, cellular component: endoplasmic reticulum membrane.